Molecule: messenger RNA, 2312 nt
Organism: Musca vetustissima
Lineage: Eukaryota; Metazoa; Arthropoda; Insecta; Diptera; Muscidae
Product: putative neural-cadherin 2
Exons: 1
Biological process (GO): homophilic cell-cell adhesion
Cellular component (GO): membrane
Molecular function (GO): calcium ion binding
Source: RefSeq, a predicted model, not a curated record
GAGCUGAUGGUGGCAAUGGUGCAGCCAUUAUCUCAUCGUUGCGCCCCUUCGACCGCGAAAAACAAAAAGCCUACCUCAUACCCAUCGAAAUCAAAGACAAUGGCGCCCCAGCCAUGACUGGCACCUCAACACUGACCGUCAUCAUCGGCGAUGUCAACGACAACAAAAUGCUGCCCGGCAGCAAAGAGGUGCUCGUCUACAAUUACCAGGGCCAAUCACACGACACACCCAUCGGUCGGGUUUAUGUACACGAUUUGGACGAUUGGGAUGUGGUCGACAAGAAAUACUACUGGGAACAGCAGGAACAUCAGCGCUUCAAAUUGGACACCGAUACGGGCAUUGUUACGAUGAAGGCUGGCACUCGCCGUGGCCGUUAUAAUUUACGCUUCAAAGUCUAUGACCGCGAACAGGGUCAGGUGGAUGUGCCGGCGAAUAUGACGGUGCUCGUCCGCGAUAUUACCCAGGAGACAGUACAACAGGCCGGUUCAAUGCGUCUGCAGGGCAUAAGUGAUGAGGAAUUUGUUCGAACUUGGGAUUUUAAGCAGCACAAACAGGUUCGCUCCAAGCUGGAACGAUUUCGCGAUAAAUUGGCUGAGCUGUUGUACACAGAACGCGAUAUGGUCGAUGUGUUCAGUGUGCAGACGAAGGAGGAGGGUGUGACGGAUGUACACUUUGCUGCCCGGCCGGCCAAUCAACAGCCUAGCUUUAAGGCUGUGCGCCUUAAUGGUGUGGUUCUCAUGCAAAGAGAGGAGAUUGAAAAGGAAUUGGGUUUGAACAUCACCAUGGUGGGCAUUGAUGAGUGUUUGAUGGAGCAACGAAAAUGUCCGGGGUCAUGUUCAAAUCGCAUCGAAGUUAAUAAGCUGCCGCACACGGUGAAUGUAAAUAAGACAGCAUUGGUGGGUGUGCGCCUGGACAUAACGGCCGAGUGUGUGUGCAAGGCCCGCAAUUUCAGUCGAGAAAGUUCCUGCCGCACUCUGCAUUGUUUUAACGGUGGACGUUGUGUCGAUACCCGUAAUGGUCCCAAAUGUGUGGCCUGCCCCAUAGGCUACAAUGGACCAAGAUGCCAACAGAACACUCGCAGUUUUAAGGGUAAUGGUUGGGCCUGGUAUCCCCCGCUACAGCUUUGUGAGGAAUCCCAUCUUAGUUUGGAAUUCAUUACCAAGGAGGCCGAUGGUUUAAUUCUCUACAAUGGACCCAUUGUACCACCUAAAGUAGAGGGCUUGGUGCUUACCGACUUUAUUGCCGUUGAAUUGGAACAAGGCUAUCCUAGAUUGCUAAUAGAUUUCGGCUCCGGUACUCUGGAAUUGAAAGUGAAAACCAAGAAAACCCUCGACGAUGGCGUGUGGCAUCGCCUCGACCUAUUUUGGGAUUCGGAAAAUGUACGCAUGGUGGUGGAUUUCUGCCGUUCGGCAGAUGUUUUCGAAAUGGAGGAUGGCUCACCGCCUGAGUUUGAUGACAAUUCCUGUCAGGCACGCGGCUCCAUACCCCCCUUCAACGAAGCCUUGAAUUUAAAUACUCCCCUACAAAUUGGUGGCCUUUAUCGGCAACAUUUCGAUCAAUCGCUCUUCCGUUGGCAAUAUGCCUUCACCUCCAAGGGGUUCGAUGGCUGCAUUCGCAAUGUCAUACACAAUUCGGAACACUACGAUUUGGCCUUCCCCGCGUUGGCCCAUAACAGUUAUCCGGGUUGUCCGCAAACCGAUGAAGUCUGCCUGAAAACAGAUCACACCGCCCGCUGUUGGGAACAGGGCAACUGUGUGGCCAGUUUGGUGCAGGCCAAAUGCCACUGCCAACCCGGCUGGACGGGACCCAUGUGUAAUAUACCCACCAUACCGACCACAUUCAAACCCCAAAGUUAUGUCAAAUUUGCCUUAUCAUUUGAACCUGAUCGUUUCACCACACAACUGCAAUUGCGCUUCCGAACCCGGGAAAUGAAUGGGGAAAUUUUCCGUGUGUCCGAUCAACAUCAACGUGAAUAUGCCAUACUGGAGUUGAGUCAAGGACGUUUACAUUUUCGCUACAAUCUCAAUUCGCUCAAGGCUGAGGAACAUCAUUUGGCAUUGUCGGCCAUUGCUGUCAAUGAUGGGCAGUGGCAUGUGGUUAAGGUGAGUCGCUAUGGUUCAGCGGCGCUUAUGGAAUUGGACGGUGGUGAGGGCAGACGCUACAAUGAAACAUUUAAUUAUGUCGGGCAUCAAUGGCUGUCCAUAGAUAAGCAAGAGGGUGUUUAUGCCGGUGGCAAGGCAGAGUACACGGGCAUUAAGACUUUCGAAGUUUUAGGAGAUUUUCAACGAAGCUGUCUAGAUGAUAUCAGGUAA